Symbiodinium sp. CCMP2456 is the source of this 2376-nucleotide messenger RNA. The record is from the annotation of a GenBank genome assembly. Lineage: Eukaryota; Dinophyceae; Suessiales; Symbiodiniaceae.
AUGGCGCUUCAUGACGAGUUUGUGCCGGAUCUGGGACCGCAGGGUUUGGCCGACCGAUUCCCGACAUGGUUGGAGACGGUCAUUUGCACAUCACCGGAAGCUGACAUGCGCAGCCCUCGCGCCGUGGCGUGGGUCAAGGACACAGGUGCCUUGUAUGUGGCCGACAUGUCACAGCAUUGCGUGUGGCGCUGCACUCCUGGACAAGUGCCUGGCAUCGUGGCUGGCCAACAGGGCCUUCGUGGUGGCAGUGCAGGCCCGCGUUGGCCAGGAGACGGAUGUGAUGGGCGCAUGGCAGCGCUGGAAUACCCUCACGACGUUGCCCUGUCAGAUGACGAGAUGACUCUGUACGUUUGUGAGCUCUAUGCCGUGAGGGCGUUGGAUCUAACGCGGGAGCCACCAACAAUGCGAACUGUGUUCCAAAGCGAGUAUGGUCUUGGUGGCAUUGCGUUCUCGACAAUCGGGCAGUGCCUCGUCGUUGCCGUGCACAGUGGGCAUUUGCUUCUUGAAGUGCCCCUGGACGAGAUGGGAAACGAACAAUACUUCGAUGGUGCCAGUGCCAGACAGAUGCCAGCGUCCUUCAAGGUGGUGGCGGGAACUGGUCAACCUGGCCCCUUGGUGUCCGAAGCUCCAGCUCUGCACGCCGCGAUCAAUAACCCUUUGAAGGUGAAGGUGUCCAAGACGGGCGACAUCAUUUUCUUGGAAGCAGGGAACCGUGCAUUGCGAAUGUUGGAGCGAUCCACAGGAAAGCUGAUCACCUUGUCUUCGGCAGUGGAUGCCCCGGACGGCUUGGCACUGACGCCUCAAGGCACGGCCUUCAUCGCGGAGGGCCGCAGUUCGGAGGUGCUGCAGUUCCGCCCGAGUGCGAGCAUCGAGUGGAACUGGGGCACUUGCGCGGGCACAGGUGAGAGUGCCAGCCUGCCUUUGCCGCGCCACCUCAUUCCGAACACAGCUGGCGUGUGGCCAGGACUUGGAAAGGGGCACAUAUAUGGCCCUGCCUUGGCUGCGCGGCUGGCGAGGCCACAAGGCCUGUGCUGGGUGCCUGGCUAUGGCUUGCUGAUCUGUGACGUCCAGUGCCAUGCCAUCUUCUUGGUCCGGAGGAACGGGGAUCUCGGCCAGUACCUAGGGCAGCGCUGCACUGUGGUCCUGAAGGCUUUGGAGGAAGAGCGACGUGGGCUUGCGGAGGAGUUGCGAGGAAGACAGCUCAGGAUCGAGGAAGAGCGGAGUGCACUGGGCUACGACCAGGAGCGGCUCCAGAUCCUUACCGGUCACCGUGAACCUGAAGACGAUCUCAUCGCGCUGAACGUCGGUGGAGAGGUCUUCACAACCAGGCGAUCCACGCUGUGUGUCUUCGAUGAUUCUUACCUGUCCAACCUGUUCUCGGGACGGUGGGAGGCGAGCAUUGAGAAAGACAGUGGUGGCCGCUACUUCCUGGACUUCGACCCAGUGUGCUUCCGGCUGUUGUUGAACGUCCUCCGGACCAAGCGCUUUGAGAGCCAGCGCGCCCCUUUUCCCCUGCCGAAGGUUCCGCCGGAAAAGGAAGAGCAGUUCUGGCACCUCGUCGAGUACUUUGGCCUCACGGAGGCCUUCCAGGAGGUGGAGGCUGCGGCCGCUGCGAGCGCAGCAGCCCGGCCGAAAACGAACGAAGACUCGACCAAUCCUUCGCAGCCAGCGCUGGGUGCUUCUCUGAUGCAGUCUGCGGGCGCUCUGCUUCGCACUCUCCGACAGGCUGCCGGCGAGCAAGGCCCGCCCGACCCUGCUGGGGCCUCGGCCUCGGAGGCGCAUGCGCCGCCUGCCCCAGUGCCUCAUCCGGGUCGACAAGCCUUCAACCCGGACAUGACUGCCACCGUUACCGAGACGCAGGCAUUUGCCACUUUUCCAACGACUGGGCCUGACGCAUUGGCUGCUGUAGCCGAGCCGCAGCGUGCAGCUCCGGAGGUCGCCUCCACCACCACCUUCAUCUCGGCCGCAAGCCAGCCAUCCGCCCCCGGCCCCGCGGCUGCUUCGGCCAGAACUCCUGGCUGGUCCAGGAAGGUCGCGCAUCGGCUGGCAGCUGUAGAGGAUGACAUGACCACGCUCCACAUCAGCAGCUCGAGGGCUGCCGCCUCCGCCGCGGCGGCCCGGGCCUCCCGGGGCUUCCGUGCAGGGCGCCACACUUGGGAGCUCAAGGUGCUGCUGUGCUCGGAUUGGUCCUACAUCGGCCUUGUCUCUGAAGAGUGGACCUCCCUCACUGUUCCCAUCGGCCGCGCUGAUCACUCCUGGGGCAUUGCAUCCGGCGGAGCUCUUUUCGCUGGCGGUCGCGAAAUUGGCCGAAUUCAGGGAUAUGGAUCGGACAGCUGUUUACGUUGGGUCGUGGACAUGGACACACGGACUGCUUCG